Molecule: messenger RNA, 3003 nt
Organism: Theileria equi strain WA
Lineage: Eukaryota; Apicomplexa; Aconoidasida; Piroplasmida; Theileriidae
Exons: 2
Coding region: 1-3003 (1000 amino acids)
Molecular function (GO): protein binding
Source: RefSeq, a predicted model, not a curated record
AUGUCUGAUCGGUCUAUGCGUACCUACCUUGAUGAGAAGGAGGUUGCAAACGAGCAUUUUAGGGCCGGGGAGUAUCUCGAGGCCUCCAGCUUGUAUACACACACAAUCUGUAAAAUUCUAGAAAUAAAGGAUGAAAAUGUAAGUUCCAUCAAAGAGUGUAUCGACACGUAUUCAUAUAAUCUUGAAUCGCAAGAGUCAAGGCAAUUUUUGUCCACAUUGCUCUGUAAUUUAGCCUUGUGCUAUUCCAACCUCAAAAUGAAGGAGAAAAUGCAAAUCUUGUGUGAAACAUGUCUGUGUGUGGACGAUUCUAACUAUAAAGCAGCAUAUCAUCUUGCUUUUCACCAUCUCUCUACGAAGGAGUACAACGCAUCUCUGAAAUACAUUCAAAAAUGCCAGCAAAUCGUCAAUGGAAAUUUUUCACUAUGGAAAGAUAAGAAACAGCCACAUCUAGACUUGGUUGAAACUCUUCGCAGAAGUAUUGGCAAAACGGGUAAAGCCGCUACCACUGACUGUAGCAUAAUCCUGAGGGAUAUUCUCAAUGGAAAUGCUCUUAACUUGAAUAUCCAGAGGUUACUAUUGGUGAGUCCAAAUGAACUAAUAAAACACGACGUAUUUGCAAAACUAGUAAACCUUUGUUGCUCAAAGAUUUCCGAGGGCAUUAUUGAUGACACAUUGGCAAACCUGUGGUCUGUUUUAUAUCAACUGCUUUAUGGUUCUGGAGAUAAGAACCGUAGCGAUCUGUGUAAAAGUUUUAAUGCAUCUCUGGUAGGAAAGACCGUGAUUGUGCAUGUUACAGAAAUCUUCAAACUACUGGAAAAAUCUAAAUCAGUAUCUGAUACUACUAAAUGCACAAUUCUGGAGCAAUCCCUCACAAACAUAACAAAAUUAUGUUCUCUAUUGAGGACAAGUGAAUCCCUAGAAAUAUUGUAUACUUUGUUAGACGGGGCGAACCAUAAGUUGGAGCAACAAGUUUUGGCCGCUAUUCUGGUUUUCUUCUCCGAAAUUGGAUCAAUAUCUGCUAGUUCAAAGUUUAACGUUGCAUUGGCAAAAAUAUUGGAACAUCUAAUUUCUAUCUGUGAUGUAGAAAACGAUAUUUAUAAGGCUCAACAGUUAGAUGCAUGCCUAAUUGCAAUCUUCAAAGCGGGAUUUGGAACAGACGAAAUAGCGGUGGAUGCGUUCGGAAACCUAAUUAGUAGGCUGGCUAAUGCAUACAUUACAAAAAGCGCUAAUAUGGAUGAGCAUGAAGGAAUAACUCUACAACCAACCUGGUACAUUAUUGUUAAAUCACUCUUCAUUGCAAACAAACCCAUAUUUAAAAGUUAUAUUAUAGCAAAUGACAUCAUUAGGUCGCUAUUGGUGAACUUUUUCAGGCCAAACCCUUCGGAGUGCUCUACAGAGCUUCUGCAAAUGUACGCGUCACAAGUUAUUGUAAAUUGCAUGGAUUUUGCGGAAUUUAGGCAACAAUUUAUAGAUUUUGUUCUAUAUGAAACGUUUUUAGACCAUUUAACGAACGGUGUUAAAUUUGUUUCAUUUAUUACCAAGUUAGGGAAUGCUAAAGAUGGGCAUAAUUACACGAGUGCCUGUCCACUACAAGAGUACAUAUUAUUGAUGCUCUCCAAACUGUCAAUACAUUCUAUAGAACUCAAGGAAGAAAUAGUUAUACGUGUAAAUCUAUUCAAAAUUUUACCCAACCUUCUUUUGCUCAACAUGGAUAAAGGAUAUCCAAUAGAAACUUCUCUAGAGUGCAUUUCGUAUUUGAGUUUACACAAGGAAUUUAAAACAGCUAAUUUCUCUUUCAUACCUCCCCUAUUGUUAUUUGUUGAAAGAGGAGGAAAUAAUAAGGUUUUAUUGAUGGCUUGUCAAAUUAUUGUCAAUUUAUUGAGAGGAAAUAAGGAUAGGUCAAAGUUCUUAAACACAAAUACUGUAUACGAUAAAGAACAACUAGAAGCCCUAAAAAAUCUCCAAGAAAAACUGCCAGAAAUGGCAAAAGCUACAAUAAAUGGGCAUUAUUUCGAGGGCGAUCACGAUAUGGCCCUUAAAACAAGACACUACUUAUUUUUGAUUCAAGAAAAUAUACUCGCAUCUAGCAUGAUAAAACUCUCUAAAAAGAUAGAAGAUAAGGCAAAUCCCAUAUACAUGCUCAUUAUAGAAUCGCUACACUAUCUUGCAUUGGAGCAAAGCCACCGCAGAAUUAUGCAAAGUAUGGGCGUUUUGCGUAUAUUUAUAAACUAUGCUACUAGCAACGUAAACAAAGAUUCUAGUGCAUUUAAACACGUUUCCCAGUCUAUUGCACAUAUUUGUAUUGCGAUAACACCAUCUAACUUAAGCUAUAAUGACGCUAUAGAUGCAGUACAGCCGCUGGUAAUACUUUUGGGUGAUGAAAAUGAAAUGUUCCAAUAUGAAUCUGCAAUGGCCCUGACAAACUUGCUAUCCAUAAACGAUGAUAUUAAAAGGAGGGUAUUUGGUCUAAAGGGAUGGCAACUUUUUGGCAAUCUCAUCUACUCAGAUAAUGAUAUGUUAAAAACUGUGGGACUGGAAGGAUGGUGUAACCUAUCUGCCGGAGAAGACGUUGUCCAUGGAUUUAUUUACUCUCAAAUAAUAGGUCAAUUUCUAGCUAGAGAUAAAGAAUCCGCCUUCGAACUUAACCAUGCUGACUUAAAUAUACUGCUAGCAUUCGCACUAGAGUUUAACAAUGAAGCUGCUGUUACUGCUAGCACAGGUGCUCUUGCUUUACUAACUAGGGACCUACGUAUUGCUCAAUAUAUAAUCUUCGCAAAAAGAUUCGAGAAUAUACUCAAAGCACUAAACGCAGCCAGCAGUGUCCCGAUUCUACAUCGCAUAUUGACAAUACUGUCUUGUGUAUCACAGGCAGAACUAAAGGAUGCCGAAGAAGCUGACAAGAUACACGAAAAGUACAUCAAAGAACUCAUAAAAACCGAAAUAAAGAAAAAUUCGCACAAGUAUAUAAAUAAAACACUAGCAGAUCUAGCAGCAGAAAUUUAA